AUGGUUCACCAGCUCAACGUUAACCCGCAGGCCCGUCCUGUGAGGCAAAAACGUAGGCACUUCGGCUCUGAAAGCAGCAAGGUCGUAUCUGACGAGGUGGACAAACUCUUGCCCGCCAAGAUGAUCCAUGAGGUACAGUACCCCACCUGGCUGUCCAACCCUGUCAUGGUCAAAAAGGACACCGGUGGAUGGAGGAUGUGCGUCGACUUCACCGACCUUAACAAGGCCUGUCCCAAAGAUUGCUACCCUUUGCCGAGGAUAGACGCCCUCGUCGACUCGGCAAUGGGACAUGAGAUCCUCUGCUUCCUAGAUGCCUUCAAAGGCUACCACCAAAUAGGAAUGAGUGAGGAGGACCAAGAGAAGACUGCGUUCUAUACCGACCAAGGUGUCUACUGCUAUACCACCAUGCCGUUCGGGUUAAAAAACGCCGGGGCGACCUAUCAAAGGUUGAUCAACCGCCUCUGCAAAGAUCAGAUCGGCCGGAAUGUGGAGGCCUAUGUGGACGAUAUCCUUGUCAAAAACUUGACCACUUCGGCCUUCUUAUCAGAUGUAAGGGAGGUCUUCGACGUUCUGCGGGAUUCAAGGAUGAAGUUAAAUCCCAAGAAGUGCGUAUUUGGUGUCACUUCAGGAAAAUUCUUGGGGUAUCUGGUUUCCCACCGGGGAAUCGAAUCUAACCCCGACAAAGUCAAGGCCAUCCAGGACAUGUCCCCACCUCGGAACCUCCGAGAAGUCCAGCGACUGAACGGACGCCUGGCCGCGCUGAACCGUUUCCUAUCCCAAUCUGCCGAGAAAGCUUUGCUCUUUUUCAAGGUGCUUAAGAAGGCCGAUCAAUUUGCCUGGACCGAGGAGUGCCAGGCUGCCUUCGACAAGCUGAAGCAGUACCUGCAUCACCUACCCACCCUCGCUUCACCUCGGUCCGAGGAGAAGCUGUACCUCUACCUCUCUGCAGCGGACGAGGCUGUCAGCGCUGUGCUCAUCCGGGAUGAGGGCACUCAAGUGCCAGUUUAUUAUGUCAGCCGAGCUCUCCGUGGGCCGGAGACUCGAUACACUCAAGUGGAAAAACUUGUGCUAGGACUAGUCCACGCCGCCCGGCGGCUGAAACCCUAUUUCUUAGCUCAUCCCAUCUCCGUCAGGACCGACCAGCCUCUCCGACAGAUACUGGUGCGGUCCGAGGCCUCCGGCCGCCUCACUAAGUGGGCCGUUGAGUUGGGGGAGUACGACCUGUUGUAUGAGUCUCGCACCGCCAUAAAAGCUCAAGCUUUAGCCGAUUUCUUGGCCGAGCUCACCUUCACGGAAGGUCGGGAGUCCACCUCCGCCCUAGCCGAAGUGUCCACCCCACACCUGUGGAUGUUGUAUGUGGACGGAUCCUCUAAUGGGGAUGGGAGUGGAGCAGGACUGCUCCUGGAGGGCCCCCAAGGAGAAGUGUGCUCGUAUGCUCUCCGCUUUGACUUCCCGGCUACAAACAAUGAAGCCGAAUAUGAGGCCUUAAUCGCGGGACUCCAGCUAGCCCGCCGGCUCGGUGCACAGCGGAUCCACGUCCGCAGCGACUCCCAACUCGUAGUAUGCCAAGUCCUUGGUGAGUAUGAGGCCAAGGAUGAAACCAUGCAACGGUAUCUAUCCAAAGUCCACCAACUCAUCGCGUACUUCGAGUCUUUCGAAAUCCAAAGAAUCCCCCGCUCCCAGAAUAGGCGGGCCGACGCCCUAUCCCGGCUGGCUUCCACCUCAUUUUCUGACCUCAACAAGACCGUUUUAGUGGAAGUGCUGAGCGAGUCGGGAUACCUGGAAGAGGUGGUUUGCCCUGUAAAUACGGGAGAAACGUGGAUGAGCCCGUUCAUCCUUUUCUUAGGACAGGGAGUCCUCCCCGAGGACCGAGCCGAGGCGAGAAAGAUACAACGCAAAUCUGCUCGGUACGCACUCCGCGAUGGAGAACUGUAUAAACGCUCGUACCUUGGCCCAUGGCUGAGGUGCGUUACACCAGAGGCAGGACGACAGGUCCUCCACGAGAUACACGAAAGCCUAUGCGGGGAUCACGUCGGCCACAGGAUGUUAGCCAGGAAGACCUUAGUUCUUCGGUAUUUUUGGCCCUCCGUUCGACGGGAUACCCAAAAUCUUGUUCUCAACUGCCCAUCCUGCCAAGUCCACGCCCCUGAGAUUCACCAACCCUCGAACUUCAUGGUUCCAAUCAUUUCACCCUGGCCGUUUGAGCAAUGGGGGACAGACAUCAUCGGUCCUUUCCCUAAAGCGGUCGGGGGCUAUACCUUUCUGGUGACCGCUGUGGACUACUGCACUAAGUGGGUCGAGGCUGAGCCUCUGCGGACAAUCUCAGGGCUGGCCAUUCAAAAAUUCUUUUGGAAAUGCAUUAUCUGCUGCUUCGGCAUACCUCAGAUCAUUAUCUCGGACAAUGGAAGGCAGUUUGCCGAGAACCCAUUUAAGGCUUGGUGCCAGAACCUCGGCAUCAAACAACAUUUCACAUCGGUAGGCCACCCUCAGGCCAAUGGUCAGGCAGAAAAUUUCAACCGAACUCUCUUGCAUGGUCUCAAGACCCGACUACACCGAGUUGGAUCAUCUUGGGUGGAGGAACUCCCCAGUGUUCUGUGGUCAUAUCGGACCACGCCGAGGUCAUCCACACAAGAGACCCCCUUCUCCUUGACCUAUGGAGCCGAGGCUGUCAUCCCUGCUGAGCUCCUCACACCCAAUCCUCGACUAACAGCCUAUGUAGCCGAGAUGAACGGGGAAGAGAGGCAGUUAGAUCUCGACCUCAUCGACGAGAAAAGAGACCUCGCCUCAGCUCGGAUAGUGUCCUACAAGAACACCCUGGCCCACUACUACAAUGCCCGCGUCAAGCAUCGGCGAUUCCUGCCAGGAGACUUGGUGCUUAGAAAAAACUCGGUCAGCCGAGUUGAACCGCAAGGGAAAUUGGGCCCGAAAUGGGAAGGCUCUUACCGAGUUGUGGAAUCUAGUCUAAAUGGGUAUUGCAAAUUGAGCUACCGAGAUGGCUCUCUAGUGCCGAGGACUUGGCACGCCGAGAACUUCAGGCUGUAUUAUGCUUGA
Molecule: messenger RNA, 3051 nt
Organism: Coffea arabica (coffee)
Lineage: Eukaryota; Viridiplantae; Streptophyta; Magnoliopsida; Gentianales; Rubiaceae
Source: RefSeq, a predicted model, not a curated record